AUUUGCCUUUUGCAUUUCAGUGCUCCGCUAACCGAAUCUAUUCGUCAAUGGCGAUCUUCGCACGUAGAGAUGCAUGUCCUAUCAUUAAGAAUGUCCUUCUUCUGGACUCUGAAGGAAGGCGUGUAGCAGUUAAGUAUUAUACAGAUGAAUGGGAAACCAACAGUGAAAAGUUAGCUUUUGAAAGGUCCAUCUUCAGUAAAACACAGAAGACUAAUGCACGAACUGAACCAGCGGAGAUAUUGAUGUUUGAGAAUAAUGUUGUGGUGUAUAAGUUCAUACAAGACUUGCAGUUUUUUGUAACUGGAGGUGAUGAUGAAAAUGAAUUGGCCUUGGCCACUGUCCUGCAGGGUUUCUCUGAAGCAGUUAUUCUUCUACUCAGGGGUAACAUUGACCAAAGGGAGGCAUUUGAAAACUUAGAUAUGAUGUUUUUAUGCCUUGAUGAGAUUGUUGAUGGAGGAAUGAUUCUUGAAACGGAUGGAAAUACAAUUGCCAGAAAAGUAGUUACAAACAUCAUGGAUGAUGAGACUCCCUUGUCUGAACAGCUUUUCAGCUAUCUGGGCCACAUCCUAUAUACGUUCCCUUGA
Molecule: messenger RNA, 584 nt
Organism: Lactuca virosa
Lineage: Eukaryota; Viridiplantae; Streptophyta; Magnoliopsida; Asterales; Asteraceae
Source: the annotation of a GenBank genome assembly